CUUACGCCUCCUCACUUCACCCCCACCACCACGCCUCUAUUUUCCACACGUUUAUCUCUGCCAUUUCUUCUCUAAUCCCCUUUCUUUCUUCUCAUUCUCUGAACCAAAUUUGAUCAACAAAGAUAGCAAAAAGUUUAUCAGUUGAUUUGAUUUAGUGUUUCUUCUUUUCUUGAUCCAUAAUUCCCUAUCCAGAGAUUCAGAGAUUCAGAGAAGCUGCCUCAAUUGGGUUUCCUGUUUUUUAUAGGGUUUCUAAGACCAAAAAAUUAGGAUUAUAGGAUACCAUGGGUUUUGACAAAGAUGAAGCGAGUUCAUCCUCCUAUGUCCUCCAAAUCCCCAGAGAAGACACCCCACUCCUUUCAGAUCACAAGCGCCUCUCUUCUUCAUUCAAGACUUUUGCCAAUGUUUUCAUAGCCAUAGUAGGGGCCGGUGUGCUUGGCCUUCCUUACACCUUCAAGAGAACAGGGUGGGUGAUGGGUGUUCUCAUGGUGUUCUCUGUGUCAGCCUUGACUUACUACUGUAUGAUGCUGCUAAUCCAUUCAAGGAGGAAGCUUGAAUCCCAUCCCAAGGCCUUAAAGCUCUCAUCUUUUGGUGAUUUGGGCUUUGCUGUGUGUGGGGGAGUUGGGAGGUUUGCUGUUGAUGCCAUGAUUGUUCUCUCCCAAGCUGGUUUUUGUGUCAGCUACAUGAUUUUUAUAUCAAACACUUUAGCUUACAUAUUUAAUUAUGCUACUGUGUCAAACCCUGACCCCAGAAUCUUGGGGAUUUCCCCCAAAAUUGUGUAUAUCUGGGGCUGUUUUCCUUUCCAAUUAGGUCUGAAUUCAAUCCCCACACUCACCCAUUUAGCCCCCUUGAGCAUCUUUGCUGAUGUUGUGGACUUGGGAGCCAUGGGUGUGGUGAUGGUGGAGGAUGUGCUAAUGUACCUUCAAACCAGGCCUGUUCUGCAGGCCUUUGGUGGGUUCAGUGUGUUCUUUUAUGGUCUUGGGGUUGCAGUGUAUGCUUUUGAAGGGGUUGGAAUGGUCCUGCCUUUAGAAUCAGAGAUGAGGGACAAGGCUAAGUUUGGGAAGGUCUUGGGUCUCUCAAUGGCCCUAAUUUCUCUGAUGUAUGGAGGGUUUGGGGUUUUGGGCUACUUUGCAUUUGGUGAUGAAACCAAGGACAUAAUCACCACCAACCUUGGCCAGGGCCUGCUUAGCUGUCUCGUCCAAAUCGGCUUAUGCAUCAACCUGUUCUUCACGUUCCCACUAAUGAUGAACCCGGUUUACGAGGUCUUGGAAAGAAGGUUCUGUGAGGGAAGGUAUUCCCUGUGGCUGAGAUGGGCCGGGGUGCUCUCGGUUAGCCUGGUCGCCCUCCUGGUGCCUAACUUUGCCGAUUUCUUGUCACUUGUGGGCAGCAGUGUGUGCAUUUUGCUAGGCUUUGUGUUGCCUUCAUUGUUUCACCUCAUUGUGUUCAAGGAUGAGCUUAGCCUUCUUGGAUUGGCCAGUGAUGGAGCUCUCAUUGUGAUGGGCAUCUGUUUUGCAGCCUAUGGGACUUUUUCUUCUAUCAUGGAGAUCUUUGCUGUCAAGGCUUAGGGCUUUAGUAACAACAACUGGCUUUCCUUCACAUAUAGUCUUGUGGAAAUGUAGAUUACUACCACAUAGUUUUGUGUCUUUAUUCUUGCAAGCCAAGUCCAUUUAUUUACUACUAGGAGGCUUGGACUUUAUUGUAGUGUGGUUAUCAUCACUUGGUUGUUACUUGUUUGUCUUGAAUGCAGUUCUUUAUUGGGAUUUCUUUCUCUUAAA
Messenger RNA from Ipomoea triloba (trilobed morning glory), 1772 nucleotides. RefSeq names its product amino acid transporter AVT3B-like. Gene Ontology annotation, biological process: amino acid transmembrane transport. The transcript has a single exon. The record is from RefSeq and is a predicted model, not a curated record. Gene Ontology annotation, cellular component: vacuolar membrane. Lineage: Eukaryota; Viridiplantae; Streptophyta; Magnoliopsida; Solanales; Convolvulaceae. Bases 282 to 1562 code for a protein of 426 amino acids. Gene Ontology annotation, molecular function: amino acid transmembrane transporter activity.